CAUUCAACCGGUGCAUCAGAUUGUAUUGAAUUGUGCACGUGGUAACUGAGAUGUGUUUCACUUUUAGUUUGAAAUUCUUCUGCUGGUAACUUCUCGUCAAUUUGCCAUGAAGAUGCACCAUACACUACACACAUUGAGGAGAUCGGUUGUGUUCGUCAGUGCCAUGGCAGUAAUGGUUUUUCUCCUUGUUAUAAACAGUACAUUGUUAUUCAGUAAAAAGGGGACUGUACCUAGGGAUAUACAGGGUUCAGUCUCAGUCCCCAGGCAACCAAUUACCCGAUGGCGACGAUUGCUUGUCCAUGUUGUGGAGGAACAUCACGAGGUUUUGCCGUAUUGGUUUAGAGCAGCCGACCAUGGAAGGAUUUCUAAAGGGGUUACUCUGAUACACAUAGAUGGACACAGCGAUUUGGCAUCGAAUUUUUAUCUGGAAGGAUACCCGUUUUUCGAAUGGCCAUUGGAUAUCUUAGACAUCAAAAUAAUGAUGCAACGCAACGACGGUUUUAUUACGGCAGCAGCCAUGGCAGGAUUGAUAACAAACUAUGUCUGGAUUUGGCCAAAGUGGGAUGAAGUGAACCACAAUGAAUCAAGCUUAUCAGGAACAUUACAGCUUGGAUGGACGAUCACUAAGCAGACGGCACUGGGAAGUAAUAAAGCGUUCUGUAUGUGUAUAAUGGACGACAGCAAUCAGAAAUACUGCACGUUCAUGUCUGCUGAUGAAACGAGUCUAGAGGUAGAAAUGGAGGAGGAUGGAUGCUUUAUCAAAGCGUCCAUAAAUUAUACAGAAGUCAGGGAAGACCUGGCGAAGGAAUAUCUAGAAUCUAUUCACGAAAGUACUGACAAUAUGAUACUGGAUAUUGACGAAGAUUUUUUCGGCUGUGAAUACGCAUCACAAUCUCUUCACGAUCUCCUGGUUCCAGAUUUAAGCAUGUUAGACAAAUUCCUUUAUCAGUUGUUUUGUCCACUUCAUCAAAAUGGAGAAGCCGCUUUGGAUGGUUUUCUAACUGAUCUCAUCGAAUUUAUAAAGCAUACAAAGUGUAAAUCUGAACACAAUCAUAGAUUGUGCGACAACAAAACUUUAAACAACUCCAAAGAUUUUUUUAUGAAAAGAAGCAGCAUUUGGAAUCAUUACAUGUGCAAAACAUCCGAAAAAAGCAGAAUCCUGCUUAUUGAUGGAGUAAUCGAAGAACUCUUCCAAUUGAACAACAGGCACUUGAAUGCUCUACAAAGAGUCGGAUUUUGCCUUUCUACUUCACGUAAAUCAUAUCAACCAAUCAACCCUUCCCUUUUUGUCACUUGCAAAGGAGCAAAUUCUCCAAACGAGACUGUCGUAACGGAACACAGAACUAACCCCAUGGAAAUAACCGAAAGGGGGCGGUUACUCAAGACCAUUUUGCGUGUGUUUAAAGCAAGCCCUCCAAAGCUUAUAACAGUUUGUCGGUCUAUACGUGACGGAUACACACCUAGAAAAUACUUCACCAAAAUAGAACAUACAGUACUGAAUGCCAUUCGCACAAAUUACCAGAAUGCGUACAUCCAUCACGACAAUGGAUUGCUGGGAGGAAAGAAGGGAUUCAAACAAUAUAAUAAAAAUUAAUAUCUGUACAUGAAUCGCUAUUAAUUGACAAAGUACUUUUAUAUACUCUCAGAAUUACACAACGCAUUCUAAAUAUCGAAAUAGAUACUAAUGAAAAAGGUGGGAAAUAACCACAGGGUAAUUAGUCAAUGAUUGAAACAUUCCAACAAACAAUGUUAAAGUGAUGCUACAGUA
Molecule: messenger RNA, 1768 nt
Organism: Ostrea edulis (European flat oyster)
Lineage: Eukaryota; Metazoa; Mollusca; Bivalvia; Ostreida; Ostreidae
Exons: 4
Coding region: 107-1594 (495 amino acids)
Source: RefSeq, a predicted model, not a curated record